Drosophila innubila is the source of this 3851-nucleotide messenger RNA. RefSeq names its product biotin--protein ligase (gene Hcs). Gene Ontology annotation, biological process: protein modification process. The transcript has 12 exons. Gene Ontology annotation, cellular component: cytoplasm. The coding region runs from base 295 to 3354 and encodes 1019 amino acids. NCBI's taxonomy places the organism in Eukaryota, Metazoa, Arthropoda, Insecta, Diptera, Drosophilidae. Gene Ontology annotation, molecular function: biotin--[biotin carboxyl-carrier protein] ligase activity. The record is from RefSeq and is a predicted model, not a curated record.
GGAAGGCGUCGCGUCGCGCCGAAUGUGCGUGUGAAAGUAAUCAACAAUAAAUGUCAUGGCAUAGGGAUAUGUGAAAACUGUGUCAAACAGUUGGCAAGGAAGCGCGAACAAGGCAGAGCGCUCCAGCAGUGAUAAAUGCAAAUUCAAUUUGCACUCAAAUUACGACACGGCAAAUUGAUUUUAUAAAAUCGGCAGUGACAACUUGUGUGUAUUUUGUGUUGUCUGUCUAAUGGACAUGAUUGCAAACUGAAACUGGUGUGCAGCCGUCGUUGUUAAUCGUUUUGUUAGUCCAAAAUGUUAACACUCUAUUACGUGAGCGCCACUUUUGUGCAAUCCUGGCGCAUUCAAAGGGCAUGCAACAAAAUUGCCGAGCAGUUAGCGCAAUCAUCGAGCAUUGCAUUCUACGCGCUUCAACCGGGCAACGAUGAUGGCUUCGAUCCCACAUUUGCCAGCUCGGAGCUGUGUGGUAACCGUAAUGCGGCCAAGGUCACGGAUAUAUUGUGGUUGCGUGGCAACCAACGCGGUUGCUGUCUGCGUCCAUUGCAAGCGUUGCAAAUUACGCCAUGGAUUAGCUUCCCCUCGGCGCCUAGUCUUUUGCCCUUUGCCUAUGCCGCCGAGACGGCAACGCCAACAACAACGCCAACGGAAGCACAACCGCAAUCCAGGAUUACUUUGUCAUCCGAUAAGACGCAACACUUGCACUUGCUAGUCGAGUCACAGGUCGAACCACAACGAGAAAACAGUGCACCACACACCACAAUGGUGCGGCUGGAAGAUUACGGUAAGCUAAUUGCAUGGAAAAUUGACUCCCACCUGGCGGUGCUCAUCGAAACGGAUAUUGAGCAUUUCACAAAAUUAUUGAUAAUGACAUUUUUACAAAACAAUUUAUGCAUAAAUGAUAACUUGCCACUCCUGAGGAUUGAGUCUGUUGAGCGAGAGGGACAACCUCAACCCUUUGAACUCCUUGCCAAUCAUCUGAAGCGUCAAUCUCGAAAUGUGGCUGAAAUAAAUGCUGAGAGCUGGCAGAAGCACUUAAAGGAUCUACGCGCUCUCAGCGUGCUGGCUCAUCAGGCAACUGAGUUUGAGACUCAAAAGAAUCGGACAGAGGGCAAGACGGGUUUACUUAAACAGGAGCUGGUCAGCCAACGACAGCCAGAGCAGGCAGCUCCAGCAGCUGUGCAAGUCAAGGCGGUAGCUGUUGUAGAGCCCACGACUAAGGCAACAUCUCCCGCCAAAUCCACGCAACUGAAGCAACCAUCGCCAGUGCAAAGUCCAUUAAAUAAGCACAGUGAGUUGGAGAAGAUUGCUGCCACCAAGGUCACACCACGUCAGCAGCCUGUGGAAGUUCAGGAUAAUACUUUCACGCCUGUUAUGGCCACGCCAGCGGCGAAAACUUCAACACCCAACAAGAGCUUUGUGGCUGUCAAGCCGAGUUCUCCUCCACCUACGCCGGCGCCAGCACCAAAGUUAACGCCAACGCCAACUCCAGCUCCAGCAGCUGCUACUUCUGCCUCACGGCCUCGUCCCAUUCUGCGACGUAACAAGGAUAGUCUGGGCGAGAGUAAGCCCCUCAAUGUGCUUGUCUAUUCGGAUAGUGCUAGUGCACGGGAAUCGGCGAUUGCAACUCUCCGACAGCUUCUAGAGCGGGAUGUGUACACCAUUUAUGCGUUAACACCACAACAGGCGGCUCAAAAGUUUUGGAUGGAACAGACAGCUCUGUUGGUUGUCUGCGGUUCUGUUGCAACGACUGUUGGCCAGAUAUUGGUUGACUACUUUUUACAUGGCGGCAAGGUCUUGAGUCUCUGUUCGGAUAUUUUACACUUCAUCUUGCCCAACUAUCGCACAGCAGAGGUGCGGGAGCAUGAGUUGGUUCAGUUUUCCUACGACAAAUGGCAGAGGGUCAAGAUGAUGCAUCACAUCUUUUGUUAUCAGCCUUCGCCGGUUAAGAAAAACUUUUCCACGGAUAGCGAAGAGUCUACUGGUCAAAGUCAUUCGCGUAAACCAGCUCUAGUAUGUCCAAGGUCCAUGGAACUAAAGGAUCUCGCCGGUCAAACCCACAAAUUGGAUGUGAAAGUGCUGGGCACCGAGGAAAUCUGGAACACGCCCAGUUUAAUGCUGGCCAACAGCCUGCAAAGCGGUGGCAAGGCCGUCUUCUCACAGGUGCAUCUGGAGACGAAUCCCAGCGAGUUUGAAUUUGAUGAAGAGAAAUUUACAGUUCUGAAGCAGAAUGAAAGCACUCGUCUGGAGAUCUUUACGGAUCUCUUGCGCAAGUAUUUGGGAGUGCAGGUGCGGGACAGUGCAUCCGCAGAUCCAACUGCCACUGGAGUCGUCUUCAAGCAGGCCUAUUUCUUGGGGCGACAUGAGUCGAAAUUCGAAUUGCUGGAGAAGCUACGACUACGUUGCACCGGCACUGAACAUGUCAUCGUCACGCCCAAGCUGACCAUGAAGUUCUGUGGCCAGGAUGAUAAGACUCCAGUGGCAAACACAAAUGUAUUACCAAUUUUAAUACAUUCCUGUCCCGAUGAUUUCUCCACUGUUGAUUACUUUGAUAAUCUGAAAACGGAGCACAUUGGACGCCUGGUGAUCUAUGCACCCGUCGUCAGCAGUUCAAUGCAUGUGAUCAACGAUCUGGAGUUGGUUCAUGGCAUUGCUGUGCUGCCCCUGCAACAGACUGCAGGCGUAGGCCGCAGUUGUAAUCAGUGGCUGAGUCCCUUGGGUUGCGCAAUGUUCUCCACACAGCUGCACAUUGCCACGGAUACGGCACUGGGAAGUCGUCUGCCCUUGAUACAGCAUAUUAUAGGGGCUGCUAUAGUGAAUACUCUGCGAGGCCAUCCGCUCUAUAGGGUACUUGAUAUUGCUUUAAAAUGGCCAAAUGAUAUUAUUGCUAACGGAAACUACAAAAUUGGCGGACUAGUCGUGAAUACUACAUUAUUGGGUUCGUUGGCAAUUGUGAAUAUUGGCAGCGGUAUUAAUCUAAGCAAUUCAAAGCCAACCGUUUGUAUUAACGGUAUGAUUAAUGAGUAUAAUGUGCGAAUGCCUGAUUCUAAAUUGCCACUACUGAAGUAUGAGCAAUUUAUUGCUCUAGUUUUUAAUGAAAUCGAAAGAAUUUUGGCAGAUGUACAAAACGGAAAUUUUGAGACUUUCUACGCCUUGUACUACGAACUCUGGCUGCAUAGUGAACAAAACGUUAAGAUUUGCCUACAGAAUGAUCAAGAAAAGGAUGCUAGCAUUGUGGGUAUCGAUGAUUAUGGUUUCUUAAAAGUGAAACUAGCAAACGGCAAAAUCGAGACCGUGCAACCUGAUGGCAAUAGUUUUGAUAUGCUGAAAGGAUUAAUAGUACCUAAAUAUAAUUAGAUAAAUUUGCAAAGGAAUUCUUAUAAUACAAACUUAUUUAUUCUUCUCUAUUUUUAUGUACACAUACAUACAUAAUUGAAUUAACAAUAGUUUGUAUUUUUAGGAGCAUUUAGAUUCAUUUAUUAUCAAAUAUCCAAAUAUACAUGUAAACUUAACCUAUUUACAAAUUCAUUCACUUAAAGUGAAUGUUGUGCAAAAGCUUAGAAUUUAUACUUUAAACGGUGGUAAAUGCAACCAACUAAUAUUUUAAUUAUUUAGCACACUGCCAAUACUUUGUGUCUUUCUAUAUGUAUGUAUUUCGGAAAUAACAUAAUCAAAAAAAUUCAAUAUUAACCAGUAAAGUUGCAAUUCUACCAGUGUUUUCAAAAUUUAUAUAUCUUCAAUUUUGAAAUUACUCAUAAUCGUUCCUUAUUAAAUACCAAAUUAUAAACUAACAGCUUCCCUAAUAUAUGUGUUUACCAGAAUGAAGUUUAAUAAAAUCAUACAAACAAAAAAAA